AUGCUUUAUCUAGCAGUCGCAGUGCUCUUUCUACUUGGCAUCGCAUUCAUAGUUGCAACACUGCAACAUCGGACGGCAUCACGACUGCCGCCUGGUCCGAAGGCCUUGCCUAUCAUCGGCAAUUUCUUUGACCUACCACCAGCCAACACUUGUCUCUGGGACUUUUGGCUGAGACAUGCACCUAUCUAUGGUCCAAUAAGCUACUUGUCUGUCUUCGGCGAUGAGAUGGUCAUUCUGAACAACCUUUCUACGGCGACUGAGCUACUGGAGAAGCAGUCAUCGAUCAGCGCUGAUCGAUUCCAACAGGUCUUCUUUAGUCAAAUGUGCGGUUGGGGUGGGCUGUUCGGCUUCCUGCCAGUUGGUCGAAGCUGGAAAGUAGGAAGGAGACUGUUCCAUUCGACCAUCGGCACGCCUCAAAACGUAGCUCGCUUCGUCCCUAUUCAAGACAGCGAGACUCACCGGUUCCUCGCGCGAGUCCUCAAAGAUCCGGACCAUCUCUUCCAGCAUGUCAGAGCAGAGGCCGCUGCCAUCAUCUUACGGAUGACCUACGGCUACACCAUCCAUUCCAUCCCACCGGAUCCUCUUACCACGGUCGUAGACGAAGCUUUCCGGCAGGCUGGUCAUGCUGGUCAACCUGGUGUCUGGCUUGUAGAUCUGGUGCCUGCCCUGAAAUACCUGCCGGACUGGUGCCCUGGCACGUCUUUCAGAAAGACUGCGAAGCCUGCUGCUUUCGUCAAGCAGCAGAUGAGAACUAACAGCCAUGAACGUUCGUUCUUAUCGACCGUGUACGAGCAGGCUGCCGAUAACAUGAGUGCUGAGGAUGAGACGAUCGCUUUGUGGACUGCUGGAUCGUUGUAUGCGGGAGCUGCAGAUACGACCGUCAGUACGCUCUACGCCUUCUUCGUGCUGAUGGCUAUACAUCCCGAGAUACAGCAGCGAGCUCAGACCGAAAUCGACGAAGCCGUGGGAACUCAGCAAUUACCUGGCAUCAACGAUCGUCAGAACUUGCCAUAUGUCGAAGCUUUGAUCAAGGAGACCCUUCGUUGGCAUCCUGUGGCGCCAACAGGGAUUCCACAUCUGAUGACUGCAAACGGGACUUGUGCAGGCUGCGAUAUUCCGAAAGGAGCCAAUGUUAUCGCCAAUCUUUGGGCUAUCGGACGAGAUCCUGACGUCUACACUGAUGCAAAUACCUUCUACCGGGACCGCUUUCUGGGCCCGUCUCCAGAGACAGAUCCACGGUCUUUCGUCUUUGGCUUCGGGAGACGUAUUUGCCCUGGGAAAUUAAUGGCUGACCAGACUCUGUUCCUCACGAUCUCGCGGGCACUGGCUGUCUUUAACAUUUGCAAGGCGAUUGAUGACGAUGGCGUAGUCAUUGAGACCCUCCUCGAAUUCGAGCCUGGGCUUGUGAGUCAGCCGAAAGCGGUCCAGCUUGACAUCAAGGCGAGGAGUCCGGGGCAUGAAGCGCUUAUCAGGGAGGUGGAAGUAUUGCAUCCUUGGCAGAAGAGUCAUGCUGAGGAACUGAGGGGCAUUACGAGCUGGUGA
Fulvia fulva is the source of this 1542-nucleotide messenger RNA. RefSeq names its product Cytochrome P450 monooxygenase ppsD. The transcript has 8 exons. Gene Ontology annotation, molecular function: monooxygenase activity; heme binding; iron ion binding. NCBI's taxonomy places the organism in Eukaryota, Fungi, Ascomycota, Dothideomycetes, Mycosphaerellales, Mycosphaerellaceae. The coding region runs from base 1 to 1542 and encodes 513 amino acids. The record is from RefSeq and is a predicted model, not a curated record.